This is a messenger RNA of Grosmannia clavigera kw1407, 1473 nucleotides long. RefSeq lists its product as uncharacterized. Lineage: Eukaryota; Fungi; Ascomycota; Sordariomycetes; Ophiostomatales; Ophiostomataceae. The record is from RefSeq and is a predicted model, not a curated record. The transcript has 2 exons. Bases 1 to 1473 code for a protein of 490 amino acids.
AUGUCGGAGGACGAGUCGCCGAGGAGCGACCCGCACUCCAGUGUUCCUGCCGCCCUUCUACCAUGGCAGAAGAAACCCCGUUUUAGUUGGACGCCGGCAUACGAGACCACCUUCUUCCAGUCCCUCUGCCAGUCCGUUCAGCUCGGCCUGCGCGAGAAUCAGAGCUUCAAGCAGGAGGCCUGGAACCGUGCUUUGGUGGCCUUGCGCGAACAAGGAGCCUAUCCCACCAAGCCCCAUCUCAUCAACAAGACCGAUAAUGCGCGCAAGAAGUUCCGCCUCUGGCGCGGCCUCGUCGAGAACCCCCAGUUCACGUACAACCCCGUGACCAAGACCAUUACCGGCAGCGAGGAAGCCUGGCAAGCCCAUCUCGAGAAAGAGCCUCUGGCGCGCGCAUUUCGAGAGCGGCCCUUUGACAACGCAGAAUACCUCGAGGUCCUGUUUCCCGACGUUGUCGGGUCCCGUGGGCAUCCGAAGCGUGUCACCCGUCCGCGGAGGAAGGGUCCUGACAGCCUGCCCGACAAUGAGGCAGCACCCGGCACCGGCAUCAUGCGACUGCAGAAUGGUCCCGGCAACGUGCACAUGAACCAGAACAUCCUUACGCCGACUGUGGGCUCGACUCCCAUCCCCGUCCCGUCCAACGUCCAGGUCCGCCAACAGGUUGCCGCGUCUACCGGAGCCGCUGUGCAGAUGCGGUCUGCGCAAGGCUCUGUCAGUGGCGGCGUGUCUGGCCCUACUUCUACGACUAUUCAACCGCCACCACCGCCGGGAACGACGCGUCAGCUUCCCGGAGGUGGCAGCGGUAUCGGCGGUGUUGGUGGUAUUGGCGGCGGCGGCACGAACCGCGUCGGCAAUGCUGUGUCAGCCUCGGCUCUAACGCCACCGGAGGAGGUCGGCACAGUGGGCCAACAGAAACGGUUUGCCCCGGGCACGGACGGAGCCCAGACGUUGUCCAAACGGCGACGGACCGAGGGCAGCAUCAACGCUGCGGGUAACAACAGCGCCGCUCACCGGAAUCGGAGCGAGACGUAUGCCAGCGCAGUCGGUGGCGGAGCCGGUGCUGGCGGUACCGGACCACUGUCUGUUGCAGCCGUAGCAGCUGGCGCAGCCGGCGCCGUGGCGAGAGCUGCUGGCGGUCAGGGGGUGGAUGCGGCACUCUCCGGCAUGCGCCAGGCGCAGCCCGGGGGCCUGUCUACGGCGGCAUCACGCAUCGACGGCAUCGCCGGCCUGCUGUCCGAUGUGCUGACCAAGUAUGCCUCGGCCACAUCGCUGGCAUCAACGACUCGGUGGCCCGAGCAGGCACUGGAGAUCUUCUUCCAGGAGUUUGCCGACGAAGACAUGGACUUGCAGCUGCGGAUAGCCGAGAAGAUCUUGACCGACACUAGCAAGGCCGUCAUGUUCUGCAAGAUGCCGUCGACCCUGCGCAAGCAUUGGGUCAAGCGUCUACGCGAGGUCAGCAACCGGCUCGGCAGCUGA